ACUCUGAAAACUACUUAGGGCUGUAAAGCACUAUGAAGUGGUUUAUAAGUCCAAGCGCUAUUGCUAUUUAGGGGCACUUAGAGCACUGUAUGGGUGCCUAGUUCUUUUUUCUCUUCCUCCUCAUCCUCCUCUCAUGAUUUUGGGGGACUUUUUACACCUUUUAUACUGUCGGGGCUUUGGGAAAUAGCAAUUUUUCUGUUGCAAAUAAUGGUACAGUUAUUUACUUAUGAUCGUUAGUCACUUUAGAGUCUCAUUGUACAAAAUGGCCUACAAUUAAUCAAUAUAAGCUAUUGUAACAGAAGAAAAGAGGGAUUCCAGCAUGCAAGAAAGCCCAUAAUGAUAUCCCCUUUUUACAUAAUGCAGGCCAUGUUGUCUUUCUUGCAGUAUUAUAAGACAAACCCCAAUGCUAGGUAAUUCUGCAAGACCUGAAUUUACAUACUGAUGCUAUAAGACACUUGAAGCAAGUCAACAGUUACAUAGUAUUUUAAAUGUUUCCAAACAUGUAUUAAAAAGUCUUUAUGUCCUACUUAUUCCUAAGAAGCAUUCACUUUUUGCAUUCAUUUUCUGGUUUUCUCUUUCCUGGCUUCUUUUAUAAAGGUAGCAGUCAAAUAAGUCAUUGAGAUUAUCACCUCAGCAAAAUGAUCACUUUGCUGCACAUGCAUUUCUUUGCUUGAGUGUAUAAACAAAAUUGACAAAAUGUUUAAUUUUAGAUGGUCCAACCAUCUUAAGGUAACUGCCAACUUUGGAAUAAGCUAGAAAAUUACAACAACUUUAAGUUAUGGUUUAAUAUUCUUAGAUUGCACCCAAAAUUGAUAACCAGUUUUUCAAUUCAGACAGAAUUAAUUGAACAACUGGUUUGCUCAGUUGUUUGAGCAGAGGUAAAUAUAAUAUCUGCAACCAGAAGCCUUGCUUUGACUUAGUAUACUGCAAUAAAUUGUCUGAAUUUCUUCAUUAUCUCAUAAUAGUUUUAACUGAUUAUUGGCUGAAAAAAACAGAAUGAAUUGUAUGUACUGGCUUCUGAGCCUAAUCAUGUUUUUUUCCUACUUUAAUGCAGUUCUAAAGUAUAACAUUUCAACACAAGAGUUUGAACUUGCUCCCAGCUUUGCAGUACGUGGCAUUAAAGAGAUCACUUUAAUGGUUGUAGUGCUCUAAAAAUUCUCCCAUUGUAUAAAGAUACUCCAGAAUAUUCAUAAUCAGCACUGUAGAACUGAGUUGGAAGCUAAGCAUUAACCUGCAGUUGCAGAUAAGGGAGAAAACAGAUAUUCUGUGCAACUUGUUGCAGUCCUUGCUGCAUACCAUGAAGUCAGCCAGUGUGAAGCUUGAUGGAACCAAGAGCAGAAAAAGCAAAAAACAGAGUCCUCUCAACCCAGCAACACCUUCUAGUGGCCCAGGCAAAAUGGCUACAGGAGCUACUUCUAAAAUCAAGAGUUUCUCCUUGCCAUCCAUUUCUUCCAUAGCCACUGUAGAAGCUGCCUCUAUUGGCUCUUCUCCUAAAGCUGGCCCCAGUUUUCUGGAUGCAGUUGUUCCCUUGAGUGUUAGCAGAGGCAUGGAUCAGGAAGAGAUUCAGAAGGAACGCUAUGGAGAGAGGACCCCCCUGCAAAUUCCUAACCAAAGUAGAAUGUCAGCUUCAGCUGCAGAAGCAGUAUCAAAAAUAGAGCCAAUCAAUCUCGAUGAAGGUGUAGAAGUAAUAGAUCUCACCGGUGACACUUCAGUGGUUGAUCUUACACAUAACUAUUCCAUUGUACUUGCGGAAGAGACUAGACAACAGCAAAACCAAAAAUUAAGAAGCCGCCCACUAUUUAACAGCUGUAUAGUAUGUAAUGAUAAUGACAAUGAAUGUAGUGAAAGUGAGGAGUUGGCUGCCAGUAAAUUGCCUAGAGAAUUAGAAAAGGAGAAAAUUGGAAGUCCAAAAUUUUCAGGCACUGUGAGUUGUCCAAUUUGCAUGGAUGGCUAUGCAGAAAUUAUCCACAGCGGACGACUUAUAAUGUCAACAAAAUGUGGCCACAUCUUUUGCAGUCAGUGCCUCCAAAAUUCUCUUAAAAGUACAAACUCUUGCCCUUCUUGUAGGAAAAAACUCAAUCACAAACGAUAUCAUCCAGUAUAUAUAUGAAUAUAUGGAUGAAUUUGGUAAUCUAACUUUCUCAUUUGGCUGCUUUGUGUUUUGUUUAUUUUAUGUAAACUUAAUUGUGUAAGGAGCAUUAUAGCUCAGUUUACUCGGGGACCAUGGACCCCCAUCUACUGAAACCUAUGUUUAAAAAAACCUGUACAAGUAGUGAAGAGAACUUAUUUUUUGUUUAAUUGUAAGCCAGUUAUAAAAAUAUUGAUGCAAUCAGGCAGAAGCUGAUGAAAAAUGUAGGGCACUGUUACAAGCAUCUUAUUAGAAUUAAAUUAAUAAAAUUGAAUGCAGUUCACUACUUUUUCAUGAAUUCUCCUGCUUGAAAUUACACAACUCUGUGAAAAAUAAAUGUUACUUGUGUUUAAGAGAGGAAAGUGCACUUUUUUGAUAUUUGUUUUCAAAACAGAUGUUGGCUUAGUAAUAAAGCUUUAAACAACCUUCAGAUAUUUGUUUUAUAAGCAUAUAAAUAUAAAUCCUUCUGUAUUUAUAGGCAAUUAAUUUUAAUUUAUGUAAAUAAAGUUUUUGAUGGUUUAUUAAAAAUUCAUUUAAUUGUCAUGUUUUAAUCAUUUUUCAGAUGUUAACUAUUUCCUUAGAAUUGCUUACUGGCUUUUUUCUUGAAUUGUAGCUGAAAAAUACAAAGUGGUCCUUGACAGAGAAGUAGAUGGUUUCUUAUCACUUAGGUUUAUUGUUAACUAAAUUCUUAAUUAGGGUUUCCUAAAACCAGUACCAAAAAGCAGGUUAUGGACAGACCGAUAACAUUUGUUCUGAACCUUCACAGACAACUGUGCCCUUAAAAAAGCAGAACAAAGGUUUCUGGUGACAGUAGGGAAGAUGAUGACAUUAAACCAGAUUACUUUUCAUGCUGCUGCAGAGGGUAGCGUAAGUGAUCUUUGGAAAAAGAUACUGCUGUGUUAAGGAGUUCCUGACAUGCUAUGUGAGCAUCUUGAUGUGAUACAGAACUCCUUUUUCUCUUUGACAGUAAAUAAAUAGCAUGAACUUGAAUGGAAGAUAUCUAACAAACUGGAUGAAAUGUUUUGGGCCCAGCAGGUGGCAGCACAUUUUGAACAUCCUUGAAAAAGCUACAGAUAGAUGUUAGUAUUUGGGAUAUCUGAUCACAGGGAGAUAAUUUGGGUGGUAAACUAGAUUAGGAAGCUGAAAGGUCAAUUUGGAAGAAAGCUGUGACAAAAUGCUUCUUUGCUAUUGCCACAAUGUGCCCAUCUGGUCCCCAGGGUUGAAUUGAAUGAAUGUCUUUAUGCCUGCCUUCUCUCCAGGAGGCAGAGAACAUGCUCGUGUUUGCAUGACACUCCUGGGGCUCUAUAAUGUCCCUGUCUAGCCCUAUAAAUAGCUUUAUAUUCCUCGCCUCCCAUCAUAAAGUCAAGGGAAGAAUAAUGUUCUCCUGCCUGUUAGCUUCUCUCUAUAUUCACCCUUGUCUUCUGGCUGCUAAAGCGCAAAGAUGUGAUUACAUCACUAUCUCAGGUAUUUGGUAGGAAACAAUUGUCUUAGCAUUAAUAGCAAUAUUAAUAGAAAUACAUUGAGAGUUAAGGUAGCCGUUUUGUUAUAUAAUUGCUAUUAAAAUCAGCUGUGCAAUUUGGACUCAUAUAAUACCAUAACUUCAUGCUCUUUAGGCAUGCAAAGUCAAUAUAUUAAAACACAAGCAUUCUAGUCUGUCCCCAACAUGUUGGUUUUCUUUUAUUUUAUAAUACUUGAGGCAUUCCUAUUUUACAUAAAUAUUCAUCUCAAUACACCAUCUCUAGUUUUCAUUCUGUGGUUUAUUUCUGGUGUGUGUGGCAUUUAACCUAGUAUUUUACUUCUUAAAAUCUUAUAAUUAUCCACAUGAGCCUUAAAAAUAAGAUUUGGUUCUCAUGUGCUCAAUAUUUUCUGAGGUAUUUUCAAUAUUUUUCAAAAGCCUACACAUUCUCACUGAUAUGAAUGAUAUGCUUGUAAAGCAUAGCAAUGAAGCACUGCAAACGUACUUUUUUAUUCAGCCAGUACAAAAAUUACUUUUGGUAUACUAUCUUUUCAAGAAGAGUAUCUUAGAUACAUAGCAGGAUUUCAUAUGCUAGAUUUAUUUCUGUUUCUGUGUUCAUUGGGAUCUUUGGUCUCCAGAGUGCACUACUGAUACAUAUGUGAAGAUAUGGUGUGGACAAUUCUGGAGGCUCCUGGGGUGGCAGAAGUGACACUACUGUUAUAUGAGCUGCACUGAUUGCCAGUUUGCUUCCAGAUCCAAUUCAAGGUGUUGGUCAUUACCUUUAAAACGCUUUAUGGCAGGGUUCCAGAGUAUCUGAGGAACUGCCUCACUGUGUUGAGAUUAACCUGCCUCAUUUGUUCCAUUACAAAGAGCUACUUCUGAUCCUGUCAGCCAAAGAAUUUCGGCUG
Thamnophis elegans (Western terrestrial garter snake) is the source of this 4492-nucleotide messenger RNA. RefSeq names its product E3 ubiquitin-protein ligase RNF4-like. Gene Ontology annotation, biological process: positive regulation of transcription by RNA polymerase II. The coding region runs from base 1298 to 2110 and encodes 270 amino acids. Lineage: Eukaryota; Metazoa; Chordata; Lepidosauria; Squamata; Natricidae. The transcript has a single exon. The record is from RefSeq and is a predicted model, not a curated record. Gene Ontology annotation, molecular function: transcription factor binding; zinc ion binding.